GGGUUGAUGCGGAUAUUUAGCGCCAACAAGCCACAUCACACACACAUUAGGAUGAAAACAUCCCGUUGCUGUUGGACAACGCACCAGUGUCUUUCUCGAGUGAAAGUUGCUCCUCUUCCGUACGCCCCAUGGAUCCCACGCCAACAAAUGCCGGCAGGAAGAACGCGCCGGCCAGGCACACCCGCACGUUAGGUUUCUGGCUGCGUGAGAGAGGGGACAAGGCUUGCCGCAAUGCCAGGAACUGUGAACUUAGCUCCAGCUCCUGGGCCUGGAACCUGGACCUCGACCUGGAACCGGAACACGAAAUCUUGGACUUGGACGGAGGACCACAAAUAUGGCACCCACAAAGUGCCACCACACACUCCCAACUUUGCACGACGGGACACUCAAGAGAAGCACAAGCUAUGACGGGAAGAUCGACGCCGCCCGUCCACAUGUCCACAACCGACCUGCAGAAUCACACAAAGUUUUGCCUUGCCAACCUGCAGUACUGCGCUGCCCGCUGGGCCGGAUUCAGGUUUCUCGAACCCUUCCAGACUUGAUAAGAAGUCUGCCAGACUUGAUAAGAAGUCUGGAACGGUACAAACUCCAAGUCUUGCUUUUGCUUUUCUCAAUCUCUCUCCAUGACUCCGACCAAAGCAGAGACUUCCCCCGGUGGAGAUCCGGUGGAGGCGCACGAGUGCAUAAAGUUAAAUCUCUCACCCAAAUGCUCGUGAACAGGCGAGUCGACGCCCCCGAACUUCAAAGACAGUCGUCACUGCUUGCCUUCCAUGACGUUGCAUAUCCAAGCCCUAUGGUCGCAAUACCCCUUCAUCGACAUCCUAUUCGUCCUUCAACCUGCUGUCAGCAUG
This is a messenger RNA of Colletotrichum phormii, 851 nucleotides long. RefSeq lists its product as uncharacterized. The transcript has a single exon. The record is from RefSeq and is a predicted model, not a curated record. The annotation marks the transcript as partial. NCBI's taxonomy places the organism in Eukaryota, Fungi, Ascomycota, Sordariomycetes, Glomerellales, Glomerellaceae.